This is a messenger RNA of Psylliodes chrysocephalus, 1243 nucleotides long. The record is from the annotation of a GenBank genome assembly. Lineage: Eukaryota; Metazoa; Arthropoda; Insecta; Coleoptera; Chrysomelidae.
GUUCUUUGGAGAGCUACAUAUUUAUUUUAUAGACAUGACUCAAUUAAGUAGCUGCGAACCCAUACAAAUCAUUCCAACGAAAAAUGGGGAUCAAAUCGAUUACCAACUCUACAAGCAAACUAUCAAUAGAUCCACAACAACAAUAGGAACUAAACGAGAGAAGGAUGAAGGGGAAGUAGUAUGGAGAAAUGCGCUUGUCUUUCUAAUACUUCAUAGUCUCGCGUUGUAUGGUUUAUGGUUAGCUAUAACAGGAAAAGCUAUGUGGCAGACAGUCCUAUUCAGUUAUAUUUAUUUAUCUGGAGCCAGUACAGGUGUAACAGGAGGAGCCCACCGUCUUUGGGCACACAGAGCGUACAAGGCCAAGAUGCCCUUCAGGAUUUGGUUAAUGUUAUGGCAAACGGCAGCUCUUCAGAAUGACAUCCACGAAUGGGUCAGAGAUCACAGAACGCAUCAUAAAUUUACCGACACCAAUGCCGAUCCUCAUAAUUCCAACAGAGGGUUCUUUUUUUGCCACGUGGGUUGGUUGAUGAUGAAGAAGCACAAGGAUGUCAUUGCCAAAGGGAAGACGAUAGAUAUGAGCGAUGUCGAGGCUGAUCCCGUGGUCAUGUGGCAGAAAAGAUAUUACAUUCCAAUGGUUAUUCUGUUAACAUUUUUGCUUCCCACCUUUAUCCCUGUAUACUUUUGGAAAGAAUCGAUAUCGGUGUCUUUUUACGUUUGCAUUGCAAGAUAUGUUCUGCAGUUAAAUGGUACAUGGUGCGUCAACAGUGCUGCCCAUUUAUGGGGUUAUCAACCAUACGACAAAUCGAUAAAUCCAAGAGAAAACGUUUUCGUAUCGACCAUAGGCUAUGGAGAAGGCUGGCACAACUACCACCACACUUUCCCGUGGGAUUACAAAGCAGCCGAGCUUGGUAACUACAGAAUGAACUUCACCACGGCUUUACUGGACUUCAUGGCCUACCUUGGACAAGCUUACGAACUGAAAACGGUGUCUCUAGACAUGAUCAGAAGAAGAGCCAAUAGAACAGGCGACGGUUCCUGGAGUGAAUUGGACAAGAAUAUCGAAAAGGAGGAUAACAAAAAGGAUAAUAAUCAUCAUGAAGACCUCGUGUGGGGAUGGGACGAUAGGGAUAUGAAGGAAGAAGAUAUCAAGGAAGCGAAUAUUUUUUGUAAAAAACAAAUGUAAACUAUAUUAUUUUUAAGUAUGUAAGUUGGUUUGUAUUAUAUUAAUAUAUUGUCUUCUAUA